AUGGCUAAACCAGGUUUUACUUCCGCUCCGCAUAAGUCAUUACCUGAACCAGAAGUGAGAACUCAGCGUGAGACACGGUCCUUGGCACGAAAGCGGCAUGCGGAUCAGAUUGCCGAAUCUGAAGGAGUUGAAGAUAUGAAUCGUGACACGCUCGACUCAAGUCACCCAGAGGCUACUGUGGAUCGAGAGAAAAGGUCCAUGGCACAGAAUACGGCAAGGCCAAAGAGGGCCCGCAAAUAUCCCUCCAUAAAUAACAAUGGCUCCCAGAUCAAAGACCUACAAAAUCGAAUCAAGGAUUUGGAAACUCUGAAGAAAACUUUGGGAACUAAAAUCGGCAAGUUGGAGACAGCAGUGAAAAAUGUCACAAAAGAAUCCGUACUGAACGCACGUAAAGGUACAAAGGGAGUCUGGGAUAAGGCAAAGAUGCAGACGGAAUUCAUAAAUUUGAAGAGAGACAUCAAGAACUGGGUCAAGAGAUAUGGCACUACCACAAAGAUUUCUGCUUUCCCUGACGCUCAUAAGAAAGAUAUCUUAUCAGCGUGCGAAAUAGAUCAAUAUCGAGAAGUCUUCUCAAAAGGCGACUUUGACGCGAUCCAAGAGCUAUCGAAAGGCGCUCAUCUGCUUUUAGAGGGAUUUCUAUACGCUCAAGCUGUCCAUGUUUUGGUCAGUCGACCAUUUGUUUUCAUCGACGCGAUGUUUCAGGAGCAUUCCCGUCCAAACAAUACAAUUCUAGGAUAUGGAAACAAUGAACAUCUGUUCGCAGAGUUUGCAGAGGGUCUGACACAGUGCAAUGAUUUUCCAGACCAGCGCGAACGGUGGACAGCUAGUAUGCUUCAGUCUUUGAAGCGAAUGAUCAUUCCUGAACCAUUGGAUGGCAUCGUUUCUCAUCUGAAAGAUGAAAAGUCUGUUGAUUCAUAUCGUAUAUACGAACUAGGGAUUGCACAGCUCGGCAAACAAUUCGUCUCUCUCGAAAAGCCCGCCAGAUAUCUUCUUAAUGACUGCUUGGACAGGAAACAGUGUGACCAGAGGCGUGAAUCUUUGAAGAUAAUUUACCGCAAGUUCAGAGAGGUAGCCUACCAUAUGUAG
Talaromyces marneffei is the source of this 1086-nucleotide messenger RNA. RefSeq lists its product as uncharacterized. Lineage: Eukaryota; Fungi; Ascomycota; Eurotiomycetes; Eurotiales; Trichocomaceae. The record is from RefSeq and is a predicted model, not a curated record. Bases 1 to 1086 code for a protein of 361 amino acids. The transcript is spliced from 3 exons.